Molecule: messenger RNA, 1685 nt
Organism: Andrographis paniculata
Lineage: Eukaryota; Viridiplantae; Streptophyta; Magnoliopsida; Lamiales; Acanthaceae
Exons: 16
Coding region: 57-1445 (462 amino acids)
Biological process (GO): protein localization to plasma membrane; GPI anchor biosynthetic process
Cellular component (GO): endoplasmic reticulum; membrane
Molecular function (GO): glucosaminyl-phosphatidylinositol O-acyltransferase activity
Source: RefSeq, a predicted model, not a curated record
CGAGGUCUAUUUUACCCUCCGCUCUGCUUGCUUCGGCCAUUCCAAUUCCGAUUCCCAUGGAGAUGACGGACUCCCUCAAUCCCAACAGACAUCUCAAAGAACUAUUUGUGAGCAACUUAACUGGUUCAUCCAAGCUCGAAAUUAUCUUUCUCAUCACAAACCUUUCUAUUUUGAUUCCUAUAAGGCAUUGCAUCGGAUUUAAUAAUGGAAUCAAUUCGGGUUCUGUAAAGAAGGACGACAAUGCAAAUGGCAUUGGGAAGAAUCUACAAGCCUAUGUUUUGGCUUUGAUUGUUGACUUUCUCUUCAUUGCUAUUCCUUAUAUUUUAUUCAUGACUGUUAUGGCAGAAUGGACUUAUGGAAGCACAAUCUUAGUAAUUCUACUGCUGCUUUUCCUGAAAACAUUUAAUGGAAACCAAUUUUCAUUGCAGGAAGGUGGUAUGGACUCCAUUAGGGCAAACAUCUCAUCUUACAGGGUUUCUGUGAUGCUUGUGACGUGCUUCUCUAUUUUGGCUGUUGAUUUUAAGAUAUUUCCCCGAAAAUAUGCUAAAACGGAGACUUAUGGUACUAGCUUGAUGGAUCUUGGUGUCGGGUCAUUUGUAGUUGCAAAUUCCUUGGUUUCACGGCAGGCUCGUGGCAUCACAAACAUGUCAAUAAGAAAUGCUCUGAGUUCAACUGCUCCGUUAAUCAUUUUAGGAACUGCCCGACUUAUUUCAACAACAAGUGUAAAUUAUCAGGUUCAUGUUGGGGAAUAUGGAGUCCAUUGGAAUUUCUUUUUUACUCUAGCUGCUGUGACUCUUCUCACUUCAAUUAUCAAUGUUCAUCCAAGUAACUGCGGUGUUUUAGGUUCAUUAAUCCUCAUUGGGUAUCAAGCUCUACUGCUGUUUGGAUUGAGUAGAUACCUCCUCUCGGAGGAAAGGGGUAAUGACAUCAUCAGCCAAAAUAAGGAAGGAGUUUUUAGCAUAUUUGGGUAUUGGGGUAUGUAUCUUCUUGGAGUCAGAAUAGGAAGAUAUCUUUUCUUCGAGGAUAACAUUGAUGCAAGGCUAAAAACCACGAAUUGGACGAGGACUAGGGCCUGGGCGCUUAGCCUUUUUUUCUGGUCAAUCACUUUACUUCUUGACUGGUUUGUCGAAAGAACAUCUCGCCGAAUGUGCAACUUGGCUUACGUUUCUUUCUCAUUGGCUGUUUCCCUUCAGGUAUUAGCUAUUAUGAUGAUGUCUGACUAUGUAUCUGGAUGUAAAAGCUCUGUUCUAGAGGAGGCAUUCAACCGAAAUCUGCUGGCAUCAUUUCUUGUGGCAAACAUACUUACCGGAUUGGUGAACUUGUCGGUUGAUACGCUAUCUGUAUCCGAGGUUUCAGCACUGGCUAUUUUAUUUGCAUAUGCGUUUGUUUUGAUUUUUGGUAUAGGAUUUGCUGGUUUUCUUGGUAUUAGGUUGAAGUUCUGGUAAUGGGACAUAGUCAUAUAUAUAUAUAUGAUAAGAUAUAUUUGGAGCUUUGGAUUUAGGGGCUGAAUAUGAAUGGAUAUUUUGGUAUUAUAGAUAGAUAUCUACUCACUAUUAAUACACUUUCAAUUAGGCCUACUGAAGAGGAUGAUUUGAUUGGGCACAUAAUAUGUAGUUUUUUCUGCAGAUUUUUGCAGUUGUUUUGUAGGAGGUGAAUGAAUGAGUGAUGGAAUUUUAUAUUUAUUA